Molecule: messenger RNA, 1326 nt
Organism: Osmerus eperlanus (European smelt)
Lineage: Eukaryota; Metazoa; Chordata; Actinopteri; Osmeriformes; Osmeridae
Product: protein NYNRIN-like
Biological process (GO): DNA integration
Molecular function (GO): nucleic acid binding
Source: RefSeq, a predicted model, not a curated record
AUGGCAGCGGAUCAGGUUUCUGACGUUGGAUUACAAGCCCUUAAAUCUACAGAUACUGGAUUACGCCUUGAAAGUGUCAAGGUCGGCGACUCAGACGCACAUGUGCUGUGCGACACCUCCACCGGCCAACCUCGUCCUUUGGUCCCUACAAGCUGGAGACGAGCUGUUUUCAAGGCGGUGCACAACCUUUCCCACCCCGGCAGGAAGCCAUCCGUAAGAUUAGUCUCUCAGAAGUUCGUGUGGCAAGGUCUUAAGAAAGAUGUGAAACAGUGGGUUGACGAGUGUGUGGCCUGUCAACGCGUCAAAGUGCACCAGCACACUAAAGCCCCUUUCGAGCCUUUCACGGUUCCCGAGCGGAGAUUUGACCACGUUAACGUCAACCUUGUGGGACCACUGCCCUCUUCUCAAGGUUUCACCUACCUCCUCACGAUGGUGGACAGGACGACCCGUUGGCCCGAGGCCGUUCCCCUCUCCUCGACGUCAGCUUCCGACGUGAGCCGCGCUUUCAUCGGCACGUGGGUCGCGAGGUUCGGAACCCCGUCUGACCUCUCCUCCGAUCGUGGCUCGUAGUUCACCUCAGAGCUUUGGACCGCGGUUGCGGAGGGUCUGGGAGUUAAACUGCAUCGCACCACCGCCUACCACCCCCAAGCUAAUGGCUUGUGUGAAAGAUUCCAUCGCUCCAUGAAGGCAGCUCUGCGGGCUGGCUUAACGGACGGCAACUGGGUGGAUAAGCUCCCGUGGGUCAUGCUAGGCCUCAGGAGCACCCCUAAAGAGGACCUACAAGCCUCGUCAGCCGAGCUUGUCUACGGGCAGACUCUGCAGGUCCCCGGGGAUUUCAUUCCGGAGACCACUGUCCCCUGGUCAGCGGCCAGGCAACGCUCCUCUCUGUCGAUACUGCUAAGGGGUUCGCACCCGUUCCCACGUCGCAACACGGCACCCCUAACAUUCCAGGUGCCCCGCGACCUACGCUCCGCGGAGUUCGUUUUCGUGCGUCAUGAUGCACACCGUGGACCAUUAUGCCCUCCGUAUGACGGACCGUUCAGAGUUCUGCAGCACGAAGAAAAGAGCUUGGUAGUGGACUUGGAUGGUAGGGCGGACACUAUCUCCAUCGAUAGGGUCAAACCCGCCCACAUGGACGUUUCCCGGCCGUUGGAGUUGGGCCGAGCCCCACGCCGAGGCCGCCCUCCUGUGGUUGCGACCCCGGACACGCCCUCGUCUCCGGAUCCAGGGGACGGCACAGCCUUACCUGCUGCGCUUCCCUCCGCACAUCCUGUCACACACCCGGCGUGGUCGGCUCAUAGUUCCUCCCCGACGAGGGGAUUUUGA